Messenger RNA from Pocillopora verrucosa, 2250 nucleotides. RefSeq lists its product as uncharacterized. NCBI's taxonomy places the organism in Eukaryota, Metazoa, Cnidaria, Anthozoa, Scleractinia, Pocilloporidae. The record is from RefSeq and is a predicted model, not a curated record.
AGCAAUGGCGGACGCUUCUUCACGUGCUAAGUAUUAUUCCAAGGCUAAAAUCUAUUAAAUUCUCCUCUAGAUAAUGAAGGCCAUGUUAGGCGUGGUAAAAUUAUUUCUCUGCUUAGUAUUUCCGGCAUUUGCACUCCAGCAGGAGAUCUUAAACCAAGACUGUCCUUUGUAUGCCGGAACGACCUUUUUCGUCAACACUUCUGGAGUAAACUCUCCUAAUUGUGGGGCUUCAUCGAAGCCCUGUUACAGCAUAUCGUACGCCGUCAAUCUAGCGGUUAGAAAGAACGUUAGCUCGCUAACUGUUAAUAUAUCCACGGGAAAAUAUGAAGAGUUGGAAAGUAUUAAACUGGACUGUGGAAGAUGGAGCUUACGGAAAGUUACUUUUUGGGGAGAGCGGGUUGAUGAACAAUUGGUCGAAGUUGACUAUUCAUUAGACGUGCUGCUCUGUGAAGUGAGCUUGAUUGAUCUUCACUGGCUAAAUAGCAGGCCAGUGAUUCACCAAGCCUCUAUGUCAGAUGUGGCGAUCUGCCAGUGCACUGUAAAAGGAACAAAUAUAAGCAUCACUGGUAGCUCAUCCAACAUUAUUCUUAAGUACAGCAACAUUUCAAGCAGUUCAGGUUACCAUCCAAAGUUACCUUUACUAUCGAUGGCAACUCUUUCAGGAUUUCACAACUUCGUGCAGAUUUUAAAUUGCAACUUUGUGAAGAAUGUUGGGCCUGUCCUCACUGUAGAAAACAUUUAUCAAACAUCUAUUGUUGACUCAUAUUUGGAAGGAAACAAAGUACUGGCAGGUGGUUCCAUUAUUACGGGACAUGUUUCACAUCUUAAACUCUCUGGAACAAAAUUUAUCAGAAAUGUUGGACAUUUGCUGUUUUUAGAUGAUAAUCAUUCCUUGGCCAGUUUAGAGGAAUGUGAUUUCAGCUGUAACAUGGUCAAUAAGAGUUUGUUUUUGUCACCUGUGCUGUUGCAAAACGUUCAUCAAGUGUCCUGUGAUGACUGCACUGUGGAUGCAGACUGCCCAGUCCUCUGUGGACCAGGGGAGUUUCUGUCAAGUAACAUUCUUUGCAGUCCUUGUCCAGUAGGAACUUACAGCUUAGGAACUGCGUCAAACAAAAGCAUGCUACAAUGCACAAGCUGUCCAGCUGGAACAUACAGUUCAAAGACAAGAAGUAUGCAGUGCACACGUUGUGCAAAGGGUACCUUUGCAUCAAAGACAGGGUCGUCAUCGUGCACCAAGUGUAAGAACGAUUUUUUCACCUCAAAACCAGGUCAAUCUUCAUGUUCUUCAGCGAGAAUUGGUUUUAUCGUGUUCACAGUGUUCGUGUCUCUUCUAAUUGCCGGGCCCCUGCUGAUUCUGAUCUUGCAGAAGCGUUCACGAGAGGAGAAGUGUUCCUUGUGUAUUCCGCGCUCGCCGUCAAGGCAGAGAUUGCGCGAAGAUAAACAACCUAACAUCUAUGUUGUACAAAAUGAAUAAGACACCGAGGACAUUUAUAAGGUUUUACGUAUUACGCUCGUAAAAUCGUGAAGUAUGCUUCUUUUUUUCGCGUCACCGAGGAGAGCCAGUGCUUCUAUCCUCAAAACUGUUACCUGCUAAAGUAAUCUUUUUUUUUUGCGUAAUUAUGUCGGAGCAAAAAGACACUUCUUUGCUUUCCGCCCUAUAGGAGACUUUCCAAAUUAGGAGGCUUUAAGGAACGCGAGAUAGCGAUAGGUAAACCUCUCCCGACUCGUCUUAAACCUUCCCGCGGGACGAGAACGCCUCCUCGCAGGCUAUGAAUGUACUCGAUUUGCAAUCAGUAGGUUCUCCAUGAGUGAUAAACAAGUGGCACCUGCACUCCACCUAACCGUGACGUGAUUAUCUAUCCCAUUAGAAAUUUAAUAAGCCAAAGUUGUAAAAGAACCCUCGGCAUCGAAAAGUUUUGAAGUUUCUUGAAGUUUUAUAGCCUAUUAGCAACAGUAUCUUUACCAACAACGCAGUCACGUUUUUUUUCGAAUUUCGAGACAACAAAUGCAUUUCGUAACGGCAAAUAAGUUUUUUGACACCUCGAAUAGUCUCAACUUAGCUAGUAAGUAUGUAGUGCACAGGGGCGAUUUAAGUAUGUAAAUAAUCGUAAUUUUUUGUCAUCAGUGUUUUGGUAUUUUUUUUUGUUUUGUUUUAAGAUAUUAAGCUAAAGCACAUUUUUGUAACGAUUUUCUUUCUUCAUUUUUAUUUUGAGGAAACAGAAAUAUACCAUAACAGUUUCGAAAAUUUCA